This is a messenger RNA of Candoia aspera, 935 nucleotides long. RefSeq names its product heat shock protein family B (small) member 6 (gene HSPB6). Gene Ontology annotation, biological process: response to heat; protein refolding. NCBI's taxonomy places the organism in Eukaryota, Metazoa, Chordata, Lepidosauria, Squamata, Candoiidae. The record is from RefSeq and is a predicted model, not a curated record. The coding region runs from base 87 to 596 and encodes 169 amino acids. The transcript is spliced from 3 exons. Gene Ontology annotation, molecular function: structural constituent of eye lens. Gene Ontology annotation, cellular component: cytoplasm; nucleus.
GCCCGGCCGGGCGCGCCGUCUGCGUCUCGCGGUGCAGUCAAGGCUUGCUAGGUCAGUAGAGCUCGGCCGCUGCUCCCUCCUGCGUCAUGGACAUCGCCAUCCACCACCCCUGGUUCCGCCGGACCUUGGCCUUCCCCUCGCUCUUCCCGCCUCGCCUUUUCGACCAGCGGUUCGGAGAAGGGCUGAUGGAGAGCGACCUGAUGUCGGCCACCCUUUGCCCUUACUACGCGCGCUUUCCCGGCCUGCAGAUGCCGAGCGUUCCGGACUCGGGGCUGUCGGAGAUGAAGCUGGACAAGGAUAAGUUCUCUGUCUUGCUGGAUGUCAAGCAUUUUUCACCAGAGGAGUUAAAUGUGAAGGUGGUAGGCGACUACAUUGAAGUACACGCCAAACAUGAGGAGCGUCCGGAUGAACAUGGCUACAUCUCCCGUGAAUUCCACCGUCGCUACAUGAUCCCCAAGGGGGUUGAUCCAGCAGCUCUCAACUCCGCCUUGUCUCCAGAUGGGGUGCUCUCCAUCACUGCCCCUACUAAAGCCCCCGCAUUGGAACGGAACAUUCCCAUUAGUCGCCAAGAGAAGCCGGCUGUCACUGGAAAAUAAGAGGGAAGCAGCUUGGCCCAGCAUCCUUCAUAUGUUUUUCCCCAUUAGAUACCAGCAUUGUGAGCUUGCUUGUAGGUACAAGGUUGUUCACUCUUAAGCCUUUAAGGAAGUGGCAUUCCUUUCUGACCCUCCUAAUUCCUGCUGGGAUGCUGACAGCAAAGACUCGGUUGUCUUAAAAUUUCAGUCCAUAUCCUGGAGAAGAGAGGGCCAUUUUUUUUCUUCCUCUGGCUAGGAGUAUCUCUUCCUUUGCAGGCUUACUCUGUACCACUCUUCAUGUUGAACUUAUUUCCUUGUAUAAAUGCAUGUUUGCAAUAAAGUGCUUUUUGCUUAAAAGCCAAA